GGACAGGUGACUCACGUCCACGAAUCGCCUCACGUUAUCUUUAUGGCUCCCUCUCUGCCUCUCGAUAUAAGAGCUUUUGCAGGGAACCCUAAAAUCAAAAUGAAGGAAGCAAUGGAGUCCAUUCUUUUCACUGCAGCUUUACUUCUCUCGUCUCAUGUCUUUCUUACAUCGGCGGCCGGCCCGUCGGUCAUCGUCGUCGGAGCCGGAUUCUCCGGGAUAAGUGCGGCGAAAACGCUAUCAGACGCCGGAAUAACUAACAUAGUUAUACUGGAGGCAACGAAUCGCAUCGGCGGCCGGAUCUGUAAGGUUCCGUUUGCUGGACUCAAUGUGGAGAAGGGAGCAAACUGGGUGGAGGGAGUUAAUGGAGACAAGAUCAACCCCAUUUGGACUAUUUCAAACCAGCUUAACUUGAAAAAAUACUACUCCGACUACAGCAAGUUGUCCUCAAAUACUUACAAGGAAGGAGGUGGGCUGUACGACGCGGCGGAGAUUCAGUCGCUGAUCGACACCGCCGACGAAGUGAGUAACGCUAGCGAGCAAUACUCGAACUCUUUGCCGACCAGCGGCCGGGGAGACAUCUCCAUACUGGCAUCCCAGCGGCUUCAGAAUCACGUGCCGUCCUCUGCUGCGGAGAUGGUGGUGGACUACUACAACUUUGACUAUGAGUUUGCGGAGCCGCCACGUGUCACGAGCUUACAGAACACAGUUCCGCUGGCCACAUUUGCAAACUUCGGUGAAGAUGUGUAUUUUGUGGCAGACCAGAGAGGUUAUGAGUCGGUGGUAUAUCAUGUGGCUCACCAGUUCCUCAAGACCAACAAAGAUGGCACCAUAGUUGACCCCAGGCUUAUUCUCAACAAGGUGGUCAGAGCAAUCGAACAUUAUCCAAGCGGCGUUACUGUCAAAACAGAAGAUGGCUCUGUCUAUAGAGCAGAUUAUGUGAUAGUUUCUGUGAGCCUUGGUGUGCUUCAGUCCAAGCUCAUACAAUUUGUGCCAAAGCUUCCUGAAUGGAAGAUCCUUGCAAUAUAUGAAUUUGACAUGGCCAUUUACACAAAAAUUUUCAUUAAAUUCCCCUCCUCAUUUUGGCCCACCGGCAAUGGUACUCAAUUCUUUCUGUAUGCAAGCGAUAGACGUGGAUAUUACGCUGUUUGGCAGCAUUUCGAGCGGGAGUACCCGGGAGCACACGUUCUGCUUGUAACCGUGACGGACGAUGAGUCUAGGAGGAUCGAGCAGCAACCUGACUCGGUGACGAAAGCCGAGGCUAUGGAGGUGCUGAGGGAGAUGUUUGGAAAGAACAUACCAGAGGCGACUGAUAUUUUUGUACCAAGGUGGUGGUCAGAUAGGUUCUAUAAGGGCACUUUCUCAAAUUGGCCAAUUGGUGUUAACAGAUAUGAAUAUGAUCAAAUUAGGGCUCCUGUUGGAAGGGUUUACUUCACUGGAGAGCAUACCAGUGAGCACUAUAAUGGUUAUGUUCAUGGCGCGUAUCUUGCAGGGAUUGAUUCGGCCAACAUAUUGAUCAAGUGCAUCAAGACUGGAGACUGCAAGUAUGUUGUGAAGGCAAAGGAUGAAUGAUGAAUGAAGUAGGUGGAAAUUAAGCCAAGUGCCGGGGGGUAGUUCUGUGUUGGUGAAAAUAAGGAGCUGAAGCUUCUGUUUCUGCCCGAGUUGAAUUGCUGAGUGUGAGUGUUUGCUUCUUGUUUUUCUGUAUUCAGAGGCAGGCUUUUCAUUGUGCUUGCUUGUGGUGCAAUUAACAGAAUGUUGGGGGGGUUUUUUAAGUUAGUUCUGUAAUAUUUGUAUUAGUGUUAUCAAGCUAAGUAUUUUAAUGUAUCUAUUUCAUCA
This is a messenger RNA of Phalaenopsis equestris, 1833 nucleotides long. Its product is annotated as polyamine oxidase. The record is from RefSeq and is a predicted model, not a curated record. NCBI's taxonomy places the organism in Eukaryota, Viridiplantae, Streptophyta, Magnoliopsida, Asparagales, Orchidaceae. Gene Ontology annotation, molecular function: oxidoreductase activity.